Messenger RNA from Fopius arisanus, 894 nucleotides. RefSeq names its product zinc finger protein 740. The transcript is spliced from 4 exons. Gene Ontology annotation, biological process: regulation of DNA-templated transcription. NCBI's taxonomy places the organism in Eukaryota, Metazoa, Arthropoda, Insecta, Hymenoptera, Braconidae. The coding region runs from base 146 to 886 and encodes 246 amino acids. The record is from RefSeq and is a predicted model, not a curated record. Gene Ontology annotation, molecular function: DNA-binding transcription factor activity, RNA polymerase II-specific; RNA polymerase II cis-regulatory region sequence-specific DNA binding.
ACAAAACACAACUCGCCACUCUCUCCUCUGAACUCUCCAUGACUCCAGUGUUUUCAUUAAAUAUUUACCCCUAAAUCAAGUGAAUUCAUAAUAACUGCAGGUAGUGAAACUAAUUACAGCCGAUGAUCGGUUAGUUCUUGGAAAAAUGCCGCACUGUCUCAUGAAAUCGAUCGUGAGAUCAAGAUCAUUUGGAGGCAGCAAAGAAUCCAGAGGGACUUGUGGUGCCCCUGGGAGUUCCAAAAAACGGGGCAAGGAGUCGUUGAGGAAUGAGAAGACAUCGACUGGGUACAAUGGAUUGUCGAUCAUUACGAGAUAUAAUUUCACGAGAAAUCACACGAGAGCUGGUGAACUGGGACUGGAACUCGUUGGAGACGAGGAGAAAUCUCAGGAUUCCUCUGGUUUCUUGGGGACUGUGGUACCUAGAGCGGAGAAUCAGGAGAGAAGUGCUGGUGCUCUUGAUCUGGUGCAGAGGAGACCUCAGGUCAUUGUAUGGGGACACAGACAGGAUGUGGGAGUGGAUCAACGAGUUGGAGAUGUCCAGGAAGCCGUGGAGGAGUUCAAGGUACCAGAGGUGCAGAAUCCCCAGACUUGGAAAAAGACAAAAGUUUUGCAUUUUUGUCCGUAUUGUCACAAAAGUUUUGAUCGCCCUUGGGUGCUGAAGGGACACCUGAGACUCCACACGGGGGAAAGACCAUUCGAGUGUCCAGUGUGCAAUAAAUCAUUCGCUGACAGAUCAAAUUUACGAGCUCAUCAGAGGACCCGAAAUCACCACGAGUGGCAGUGGCGAUGCGAGGUUUGCUUCAAAGCUUUUUCCCAGAGAAGAUACUUGGAGCGUCAUUGCCCGGAGGCAUGUCGUAAAUACAGACUAUCACAGAAGAGAGAAUAAAGUGUAGA